Messenger RNA from Gregarina niphandrodes, 1674 nucleotides. RefSeq lists its product as hypothetical. Bases 1 to 1674 code for a protein of 557 amino acids. The transcript has a single exon. NCBI's taxonomy places the organism in Eukaryota, Apicomplexa, Conoidasida, Eugregarinorida, Gregarinidae. The record is from RefSeq and is a predicted model, not a curated record.
AUGGCUCCACGAAGCUGGUCUGGUCUGAACGUUCAUUAUGAGUCACUACCGAGCCGUGAAGUCGACCAGGUACUCAAUCAUGAAGCCGACGUGGUGAGUGCAGGUUCCCGUUCCCUACAACAAGGCUCCGUACGACAAGGUUCCGUACGACAAGGCUCCGUAGUGGGUCACACUUCCCCAGGCCACGCUUCCCAAGACCACGUUACCCGAGGUCGCGGGGCCGUUUUCCAAGGCGGUACAGCUGCAUGCGGCGGGCGGUUCCAGUUUGUUGGUCGGCACACUAAAGAUGAUAGCGAGGAGUAUCUCUCUGCCUGGAGCGGGUCGUCGGUCGAGAGUGACUCCGAUCACGCCCGGUCCAUCUCGGACAUCUCUGCAUUCACACGUCCCCCAACUGCCAAACAAGAACACAGCCUGUCCAUCGACUCCGACCUCGAUCUCAGCUCCAGUCUCGGAGACGACCAAUCGGCAGUAUGGCUAGACAGACCGGAGAUAGCCCUUGAAAAGGGCGGCUCCCCUUCAACAGAGUCCGAACCGCCGGUCGAAUUGCGGACCAGAUUGUGGGCUGAGUCGCCGACCGGGUCGGCGACAAAGAUCGGCCAUCCUGUCAGUGGGCGGGUCAUCGAUGCAACCUCGGUCGGGGAAGCAGCCUCGGUCGGGGAAGCAGCCUCGGUCAGGGAAGCAGCCUCGGUCGGGGAAGCGGCCUCGGUCGGGGAAGCGGCCUCGGUCGGGGAAGCGGCCUCAGCCGUCGAUGCAGUCCCGAUUGAGGAGACAGUCCCGAUUGAGGAGACAGUCCCGAUUAGGGAGACAGUCCCGAGUAGGGACACGGCCUCGGUAGGUCCGGUAGGGUCUACGAGCGCACUGGAGUCUCUCGAGUUGAUUCCCGGUUCGCCAUUGGGUCUGGAUGCCGCUGGCACCGACCAGUCGCCGGAGUUGGAGUUGGACACGGGCGACCAGACAGCAUGGUCAUGUUUCAGCACUUGUAAAGAGUUCCAGGGGUUGUGGUGGUGGCAGAGUUUGCGACAGAAUGAGGAAGGCAGUACCUCGCGUUUUCAGGAGGACGAAACACUUUUGUCCUCUUCAAGCGAGCGUUCAUUUCGCGGAGAGUCUGUCCGCAGUUCCGACUAUCGUCAAGAUGCAGUGGACUUGCCUGGUGGACCAACUGAGGUCCGAGGCCACCCGUCUGAAACCCAGCUUACCCCGAGGCAGGUUACCGCGACCCAUGGGGCUACCGGCAUGAACAAGGUCACUGUGCACAAGGCCAGAGCUUGUUCUACAAGGACUCGGACCAGGACGCGUGUUGGCAGUAUCGCGGAGGUGUAUUUGACCAGACUCAAUACUACGAGUCCUUUGAACCGGCUCGGCUCCGAUCUGGACCAGCGGGGUGUCGGCCAGCGGGGUGUCGGCCAGUUGGGACCAAAUGUGGCUACGGUCUUGACCACGCCGCUACUUGUCGCACAUCCCUUCGAUGCGUCCUUCCGGGAAGCCGGCGCCCUUGCCCUGGUCCCCGCCGCUCGUUAUCGUCUGCACGAGUCGUAUGAACAAGUCUGUCCUCUCGGCUGCCUCACCGUCCCUUUUUACCUAAGUCUUUUUGGCUGCGGCAACUGCACCGACGUGGACUUAGGCGCAUCCGAGUUUGAGGUCCUCAUCGACCCCACCGAACGCCGAAAACCUUGA